Amphiprion ocellaris (clown anemonefish) is the source of this 5287-nucleotide messenger RNA. Its product is annotated as NLR family CARD domain-containing protein 3-like. The coding region runs from base 308 to 3931 and encodes 1207 amino acids. The record is from RefSeq and is a predicted model, not a curated record. Gene Ontology annotation, molecular function: protein binding. The transcript is spliced from 14 exons. Lineage: Eukaryota; Metazoa; Chordata; Actinopteri; Pomacentridae.
UUCAUUUUCAUUCUCCACCGCUGGACUACAUAGCAGCACAAAGGAGACACAGAGAGUCUACCUGGUCUCACAAAAACAGGUGAAAUGAGCACAACCUCCUAACAGGAAACUGGACGGUGCGUUGAAGUGGACCUCAGGUGAGUUCAGCAGGUACAUGGGCCAGACGUGGCCAUCGAACAGGCCGGGGGGGUCUGGCACCGUGUAGUUCCUAGAGCACCUUACGAAUCUUACGGGCCGCUCCGACUAAUCAAGUUCAUCCAGUGAAACUCGAUUUACAAGUUUCAACGAAUGCAGGUGUGUCUCUGCUAUGAAUCAGUGUGAGGACAGAGAGGAGGGAGUUCCUCCCUCUGAAACCACUCUGUGUGGGGAACAUGAGAACCAGACCAAAGCUCAGAGACCAAAGCAGCAGAACAGACCAGAUUCUCCCGUUUCCAGCUGUGUGUCCAUGAAAAGUGACUGGUCCAUGGAUCCUCCACUUUCUUUUAAAGGACGACCUUCUGAAACACCAGUUGAGCAGCAGCGACGACACUGUCCUGAACCCAGUUGUGUGUCCAUGAAGAGUGACCAGUCUAUGGACAAACAUCUUGUUUUUAAAGUACGAUCUUCUUCUGAAACACAACUCAUGGAGCAGAGACCAGCCUCUCCUGAACCCAGCUGUGUGUCCAUGAAGAGUAACCACUCUAUGCUUGAACCCAUUGAAUUCAAAGAUGGACACCAGACAGUUAAUGAAAGCGUUAACCAGCAGAGUUCAGAGGAUCUCAGAGGUCAGUCUGUCCCUCAGCAUCAAACAGAUCUGGACUCCAUAUUAAUGCUGUUGGAAGAGACCAUCAUCAUAUUUGUGAAGAAUGAGAUGCAGAAGAUCCAGAAGGUUCUGAGUCCAGAUUACCCAGAAUGCUUAGAGAGUCAGAAGGAGGAGUUGGAGGGUGAGGAUGAAGAGCAGAGGAGGAGCAGCAGAGAGUCAUUUCUGAAGAUCACACUACACUUCCUGAGGAGAAUGAAGCAGGACCAGCUGGCUGACUGUCUGCAGAGCAGGACUGUUGCUGCGAUGUGCCAACAACAACUCAAGUCUAACCUGAAGAAAAAGUUCCAGUGUGUGUUUGAGGGGAUCGCUAAAGCAGGAAACCCAACUCUUCUGAAUCAGAUCUACACAGAGCUCUACAUCACAGAAGGAGGGACUGCAGAGGUCAAUGAUGAACAUGAGGUCAGACAGAUUGAAACAACAUCCAGGAAACCAGACAGAGCAGAAACAACCAUCAGACAAGAAGACAUCUUUAAAGGCUCACCUGGAAGAGAUGAACCAAUCAGAACAGUGAUGACAAAGGGAGUGGCUGGCAUUGGGAAAACUGUCUUAACACAGAAGUUCACUCUGGACUGGGCUGAAGACAAAACCAACCAGGACAUCCACUUCACAUUUCCAUUCACCUUCAGAGAGCUGAAUGUGCUGAAAGAGAAAAAAUACAGUUUGGUGGAACUUGUUCAUCACUUCUUUACUGAAACCAAAGAAGCAGGAAUCUGCAACUUUCAACACUUCCAGGUUGUGUUCAUCUUUGAUGGUCUGGAUGAGUGUCGACUUCCUCUGGACUUCCACAACAACGAGAUCCUGACUGAUGUUACAGAGUCCACCUCAGUGGAUGUGCUGCUGACAAACCUCAUCAGGGGGAAACUGCUUCCUUCUGCUCGCCUCUGGAUAACCACACGACCUGCAGCAGCCAAUCAGAUCCCUCCUGAGUGUGUUGACAUGGUGACAGAGAUCAGAGGGUUCACUGACCCACAGAAGGAGGAGUACUUCAGGAAGAGAUUCAGAGAUGAGGAGCAGACCAUCAGCAUCAUCUCCCACAUCAAGACAUCACGAAGCCUCCACAUCAUGUGCCACAUCCCAGUCUUCUGCUGGAUCACUGCUACAGUUCUGGAGGAGCUGUUGAAAACCAGAGAGAGAGGAGAGCUGCCCAAGACCCUGACUGAGAUGUUCAUCCACUUCCUGGUGGUUCAGACCAAAGUGAAGAAUGUCAAGUAUGAUGGAGGAUCUGAGACAGAUCCACACUGGAGUCCAGAGAGCAGGAAGAUGAUUGAGUCUCUGGGAAAACUGGCUUUUAAGCAGCUGCAGAAAGGAAACCUGAUCUUCUAUGAAUCAGACCUGACAGAGUGUGGCAUUGAUAUCAGAGAGGCCUCAGUGUAUUCAGGAGUGUUCACACAGAUCUUCAAAGAGGAGAGAGGACUUUACCAGGACAAGGUGUUCUGCUUCAUCCAUCUGAGUGUUCUGGAGUUUCUGGCUGCUCUUCAUGUCCAUCAGACCUUCACCAACUCUGGAAUAAACGUACUGGUAGAGCAACAGCAAGCAACCUACAAGACACCAAAAGCAAUCAAAGACAAAACUACUCUAAAACACCUCUACCAGACAGCUGUGGACCAGGCCUUACAGAGUCCAAAUGGACACCUGGACUUGUUCUUGCGUUUCCUCCUGGGUCUUUCACUGCAGACCAAUCAGAAUCUCCUACGAGGCCUGCUGACACAGACAGGAAGUAGCUCACAGACCAAUCAGGAAACAGUCCAGUACAUCAAGAAGAAGCUCAGUGAGAAUCUGUCUACAGAGAGAAGCAUCAAUCUGUUCCACUGUCUGAAUGAACUGAAUGAUCGUUCUCUAGUGGAGGAGAUCCAACAGUUCCUGAGAUCAGGACGUCUGUCCACAGAUAAACUGUCUCCUGCUCAGUGGUCAGCUCUGGUCUUCAUCUUACUGUCAUCAGAAGAACAUCUUGAUGUGUUUGACCUGAAGAAAUAUUCUGCUUCAGAGGAGGCUCUUCUGAGGCUGCUGCCAGUGAUCAAAGCCUCCAACAAAGCUCUGCUGAGCAGCUGUAACCUCUCAGAUAGAAGCUGUGAAGCUCUGUCCUCAGUUCUCAGCUCUCAGUCCUCUAGUCUUAGAGAUCUGGACCUGAGUAACAACGACCUGCAGGAUUCAGGAGUGAAGCUGCUUUCUGCUGGACUGAAGAGUCCACACUGUGAACUGGAAACUCUUGGGCUGAGCAGCUGUAACCUCUCAGAGAGAAGCUGUGAAGCUCUGUCCUCAGUUCUCAGCUCUCAGUCCUCUAGUCUGAAAGAUCUGGACCUGAGUAACAACGACCUGCAGGAUUCAGGAGUGAAGCUGCUUUCUGCUGGACUGAAGAGUCCACACUGUGAACUGGAAACUCUCAGUCUGUCAGGUUGUCUGGUCACAGAAGAAGGUUGUUCUUCUCUGGUCUCAGCUCUGAGCUUCAAUCCCUCCCAUCUGAGAGAGUUGGAUCUGAGCUACAAUCAUCCAGGAGACUCAGGAGUGAAGCUGCUUUCUGCUGCAGUGGAGGAUCCACAUUGGAGACUAGACACUGUCAGGGUGGAUCAUUGUGGAGGGCAGAGAUUAAAACCUGGUGUGAAGAAGUAUUUCUGUGAACUUGAACUGGACACAAACUCAGUGAACAGAAACCUGAAACUGUCUGACAACAACAGGGACGUGACAAUGGUGGUGGAGAAGCAGCCAUAUCCUGAUCAUCCAGACAGAUUUGAAUACUGGCAGCUGCAGUGUAGAAAUGGUCUGACUGGUCGCUGUUACUGGGAGGUCAGAUGGAAAAAAGAGGUUUAUAUAUCAGUGAGUUACAGAGGAAUCAGGAGAGGACUCAGUGAUGACUGCAGGUUUGGAUGGAAUAAUCAGUCCUGGAGUCUGAGCUGCUCUGAUGAUGGUUACUCUGUGCUGCACAAUAACGUAAGAACAUCCAUCUCCUCCUUCUACAUCUCUAACAGAGUAGCAGUGUAUGUGGACUGUCCUGCUGGCAUUCUGUCCUUCUACAGAGUCUCCUCAGACUCUCUGAUCCACCUCCACACCUUCAACACCACAUUCACUCAACCUCUGUAUCCUGGAUUUGGGUUCUGGUCUCAUCAUUCCUCAGUGUCUCUGUGCUCUCCGUAGGAGGGAGAGUGUCAUGAAGUCACAACAGCUUGCUUCAAAUGUUGAUGGUCAAUGAUGUGACAACUUUGGUUUCCAGUUAAAACACUAUGACAUAUAUUACAUGUAAUCAAGGGGUGUAUUCAGAUUUAAAAAAUGAUCAUAUAAUCAGCCAAGAUUACAUUGGUAUACAUUCAAACUUAGUGUAUAGUUGCAUUGUCAAAGGUUACUUGAUUUAUUUUGUCAUGAUAACCAGUGUUUACAUUUAUUCAUGAGAACAGAGACUGAAAUACAGGGUUUCUUACAUGCUGUACUUAUAUAAACGGAAUUGAGCACAGAUUGAUGCAUCAAGCAGCAGCAGUUCUCAUGAGGGUGAAAAUGCAAAAUAUGGAAAACAAAUAUCUGACAUAGUCAUUCAGCAAACACACUUUACCAACCACACAAAAAGUCAAAGUGAGGCAGGUUGACUUGAACAGUACCUGACUUUAUCUCUUUAUACUUGUUUUAUCUAUUGUAUGUGGAUGUGUUGUAUUAUCAUAUGAUUUUGUGUUUUUUCAAAUUAUUUAUUUGAUUCUUUAAACAAUUUUAUAUUUUCGUCAAACUCCCCUCCAUAAUUUUGCACCAAAUGUCUCUCCAGAACUGUGACUAAAUGCAUCAUUUUAGCUGAAAAAUGAUCCAAGUUGCUGCUCCUCCAUUGCAUCUUUCUGCACUGAGCUUCUGAUAUCACUCUCUUGUUUUAUAAACUUAAACUCUGAAGUUAUGGCAGUUUAACAGCGUCCUCAAAUCAAAUAUACACAGACACUAGAACUGAUGCAGAGUGACUGUCCUGCAUCGAGUCUACAGUUUACCUCCAUGGACCUGCAACAAGUUUUCCAGUCUUUGGAUACCUUAUAAGUAUGUUUUGUUUUUAUUUUUAUUAAUUCUUUUUUAUUGAUUAAAAAAAACACUAGAAAUGUACUUUUAUAGGCUGGUGCUAGUUUUCUCAGAAUUAGAUGCUCCUAAUUCCUGAAAACACAAUUUAGAGUUUUAACGCUGAAUGCUUUGGAAGGAAGUUUGAACUCUGUAACAAUGAAGUCAUUUAAUAAAUGCAAAAUAAAUCACUGGUAUUCAGCAAAAUCCAACAAAAGCUUCAGAGUUUUGGAGGUACAGAGACAGCUGUAACAACCAAAAGUCAAUCUGACUGCAAAACUGACUACAUAGCCAAAACAACAUGGCAAUGUUAUGAAAACAUUUAGAAUAAGUGACAAUAAAUUUAAUAAGUUGUAUCAUACUUCAUGGUGUAAUUGUUCCUGGAAUGAGUAUCAGUUUAUUAAUAUACUCAAAUGAUGAAUGAAAAUACUGAAAGUAUCAGAACUGAUUAAACAAGUUUUAUUACCUUUA